Molecule: messenger RNA, 4574 nt
Organism: Lingula anatina
Lineage: Eukaryota; Metazoa; Brachiopoda; Lingulata; Lingulida; Lingulidae
Source: RefSeq, a predicted model, not a curated record
GUGCGCAACUGAGACGAGGGCUUGUGAGAAUCGGGGCCACUAGUGUCAGGAGCCAUUGAAUCGCUAAACUACAGAGUUGUUGAUGCUGCCGUGAAGUGUGCUGGUUGGUCAGUAGAAACUGCCAAGCUUAUAUAUGUUGGAGCUUACAACUGCUCCUUUUUGGGAGAGUUAACAAAAAAGGAGGGGGUUGGGUGAAUCGUCGUUGACACUACCAGAUUUGUCUUUUUCGAUUUCAGACAAAGGAAAGAACAAUAAAAGACAUGCAUGUACAGUAACGGAGGAAGCAAAAGAGCUUUGCACAUUUUACAUGCGACCAUCUUUAAGAUAAAGCAGUGAGCCUUUUUCCAACUGCUCCAUUUCUGAGACAUGGCUUACAGACAAGUAACAGCAGGUAGAGAGAGUCUUGAUCACUUACAUAGGCUACAGUUGUCUCCACAGUCCAAGACACCAGACACUGUGCUGGAAUGGACUGAGCUUCAUAUAGAUUCUGCUGAUAUAGACAACCUACCAGAGUCCAUUGACAGGUGCAGAAAUGUUAAGAAGAUCGAUGCAUCACGUAACAUGUUAUCUUCUUUGCCACAGUCUAUAUUCAACCUGCCACACCUCACAGUGUUAAACCUAUCCCACAAUGCCUUCACUACAUUCCCCAUAGCACUGUGUGGCUUGACUAACCUAGAGGAGCUGAACCUGUCAGACAACCAGCUAUCUGACAUACCAGGGGAUAUCACUAGUUUAAAGGGGCUUAGAAUAUUAUUCCUCGAUAACAAUGCCUUUGCUACAUUCCCAGAAGAUCUAUGUGACUUGACUAACCUAGAGGAGCUUCACCUGUCAGACAACAAGCUAUCUGACAUACCAGGGGAUAUCACUAGGUUAAAGGGGCUUAGAAUAUUAUUCCUCGAUAACAAUUCCUUCACUACAUUCCCCAAAGAACUAUGUGGCUUGACUUACCUAGAGAAGCUGUACCUGUUUUUCAACCAGCUAUCUGACAUACCAGUGGAUAUCGCCAGGAUGGAGGGGCUUAGAUUAUUCUGGCUCCAUGAAAAUGCCUUCACUAUCUUCCCCAUAGCACUAUGUGGUUUGACUAACCUAGUGGAGCUGGACAUGGUUGACAACAAGCUAUCUGACAUACCAGAGGAUAUCAAGAGGAUGGAGGGGCUAAGAAUAUUCUGGGUUCAUGACAAUGCCUUUACUACAUUCCCCAUAGCACUGUGUGGCUUGAUUGGCCUAGAAAAGCUGGACCUGUCUCACAACAAGCUAUCUGACGUACCAGUGGAUAUCAGCAAGAUGAAGGGACUUAAACUAUUCUGGCUCAAUAACAAUGACUACACUACAUUCCCCAUAGCACUGUGUGGCCUGACUAAUCUAGAGAAGCUGUACCUGGAUAACAACAAGCUAACUGACGUACCAGAGGACAUCACAAAAAUGACUAAACUUCAGAUACUUAAACUGGAAUCCAAUAAAAUCACUCAUUUGCCACGUCAGAUCUGUAAUAUGGAAACAAAUUUAAAGGUGACAGAUAAUCCUCUGGUGCAACCACCUAAACAUAUUGCCAACAGGGGGCUAGAUGCCAUCAAGAGGUAUUUUGAGGCAUUAACUGACACCAAGGCAAUCCAAUCAAGCAGAAUACAGAUAAGCUUUCUUGGAGAAACAGAAGCAGGAAAAACUAGCAUUUCACGUACUUUGCAACUUGGACAGUCAAUCCUCACAAAGGAGGCAGACAGGACAAGAGUGGUGGAGCAGGGGACAUGGGAGGUUGACCAAGAUAUUGGCUUCAAUAUCAAUGACUUUGGUGGACAUGAUGCCUAUAAAAUAGGACAUCCCAUAUUUAUCUCCACUACAGGCUUGGUUUUCAUCACUUUCAAUCUUUCUAAAUAUGAUGCAGAAAAUGAGGGUCAUUUUAAGCUGCACAUUGGAGACUGGAUUGACAAGGUGCAAGCACAGAUACCAGGGAUACAAAUAGCUAUCAUUGGAACUCACCUUGAUGAGGUUGAAAUCACACAAGUAGAAACAAAAUGCUCUGCAAUAACCAGGCAUCUUGAAGACCAUGCAGAUAAAAAGAAAAGGUGGUAUCGAGCACAAAAGGAGACAUGUGAGAGCAAAAGAAAAGAAAUUCCGAAAGCCCAAGCAUCUCUCCGCCAAGCCUACCAAAGCAAAGUAGCUCAUCUUCAGACCUUGUAUGGUCAGAUGAAACCCGUCUAUGAGCAAAUUUUUACAGUGAGUUCAAAAACCUAUAAAGGAGUUCCAGAGCUGAGAGACUACCUUGUUUCUUUUGCCAAGGCAAGUGAUGAAGUUCUACCAGGAAUGUGGGUGGAAGCAGCCAAGAAUAUCUGCACCAAGAAAAUCGAAGACUCUGAAAACACACUUAGCUGGGAAGUGGUUGAAGACCUCAUUCUGCAAAAUGCACCUACAUCAUGGAAAGAGAAGUACUCAGAGAAAGAAAAAGAAAAAGAAAGAAUGAUUUGUGACAUCUUAAGUUUCCUAGCUCACCGUGGAGACAUAAUAUGGUUUGAUAGAAGCCUUUCCCUGAAGACAGUAGUUUUCCACAAGCAAGAAAUUCUAGUAAAUGUUCUCAAGGCAGUCCUGACUCAUGAUCAAGAUGAAGUAUCACAGAAGCUCCGGAGGUCCAUGAAUAUUACAGAAAUUACCGCACCUAAAAUAAAAGAAGACAUCUUCAGCAGAGGAAUUGUUUCUAAACAAGUUAUGAGCUGCCUGUGUGAGUCUUUCCGAUUGUCAAGCACUGAAGUUGAUGUCAUGAUAGAAAUGAUGCUGAAACUGGAGCUUUGCUAUCGAGUCCAAGAAGAUAAAAAAGAUAAAAAAAUCCUUAAACCCAGUACCUCAUUCCACUUUCCAUGGCUUCUCACUGAAGAAAGACAACCUGAGCUAGACACCAAAUGGCCCAGCAAGGUUCCUCCAGACACCACACAACUUACCCUGCAGGUUUUCUUUCCAUACAAAUGUCCAGAUGGCUUAUAUGAGAAAUUUUCCGUUCGUCAGCACAGAUAUCUUGGAUUCAGGAAGACCAUGCGAAUGGACUGGAAGGAUGGAGUGUAUGCAGAACUUGAGUGCUGCAAAAUGCAGCUGACACGGUGGCAAAACCAGUCAAAUCCUGAUGCAGUCAGCCAAGAUCCAGACUGGGUUAUCAGCAUUGCUGUCCGUGGAUCACAUCUCUCAGACUUGUGGGGUGUUCUCAGGCGAGGUCACAAUGACCUUAUGAAUAUCAUUAAAGAAGACUGGCCUGGGCUGUCAUAUAACAAGUACCUUGUGUGUCCCCACUGUGUGAGUGAGAACAGUGAGCACCCAACCCUCUUCCCUGGAGAGAUACUUGACCAAACCAUUGGGGCUACCUCCAAACCAAGACAGGUGCCAUGUGUCAAUUCUGGUGUAUCCAUUCCUGGAGACCUGGUUUAUCCACCGAGCUGGCAGGAAGUUCUGGAUAAAGAAAAACCUAUGAUUUGUGAAAAAAUCACAGAACCCUGUCUCAGGAACAUGUUGAAUGAACUCCUCCAAGAAGGCAUUAUAACCGACCGUGAAUAUGAAUGGUUAAAGCCAGACACUUCAGCUACUAGUGUGUUAUGUCCAAAGAAAACUGCUGACUUCCUGGACGCACUCAAAACCAGAGAAGACGAGGCGAGUCCCCCUCACGUGGAAAACGAUGGAGGUGGAUUGGAUGGAUUGGAUGACGAGUCCACAAUGACAGGGUUUACAAUAAUAGCUGUGGUGUGCUGCGUGGUGGGAACGUCCUUGGUCUGGGUGAUCAUUAUUUAUCAGACCAGGAAGAGGAGUGAGACAUACAGCAGUACACCUACAGAUAAGACAACUUUACCUGGUGACUUGACGUCAUAUAAUCCAUUAGAUGAGGAACGGGAAAGCUCAAAGUCGGACCAGUUCCUGGAGUAUCAGGGACAUGUGUUACCCAUGUUCCAGUCACACCCCCGGCACGCCAAGUCUGAAAGUGGGCGCACGGCCGCCAUCUUUCCAAGUGAUGUGGAGGAUGAUGAUCUAAAACAGUCAGUGUCGCUGACUUGUGAUGAACACCAGCCGGCUGCAGAGUCAGAGCACAGUUUAUCUCUGCCAAGAAGUGCAUCAGACAGUAGCUCUUCCAGCACACGGAGCACCAACAGCACUGGACUGGAUUCUUUGCAGACCUUUAACCCUCAUCCUAAACUAGUCAAUUACAAUGGGGUCCGAGACAGGUCACCAAGCCCAGUGGCCAUGAUUCAUCAGCCACCGCAGUGGUUUAACGCCAGCUCCCUGCCUCACACCAGAUCAACAGCAGAUAGUUAUCACUGCUCCAAGUCACCCACAGACAAUCCAGAUCUGUAUCCAGACUCUGAGGUUCAUCCCAAUCAUCACUCAUCCAGUGCCAGUUCUCUAAAGUCACCAAGUCACCAUACCAGUAGUAAUAGUAGUAGUCAUCCUCAGCUCAGCCAUCUCAGCUCACAUCAUAAUAUAGACUCUAGGGACAUCCCCAGUGAAAACAAUCACAAUCACAGACACUUUGAUAGUGCUUAACGCCGCCAUCGCGGAAGACAAGCGCCUCCUAUAGGGGGCAGGUCACAACACAGACAACAUGG